AUGGCACACAUUCAAGCAGAUGCCGGCCCUGGUGCCCGCUUCCUUUACAAGAUUGUCAAGAACGAUGCCAUGAAGCAGGAUCCUCCCCAGAUCUAUGGCUGGAGAGCUUUCAUGAUGGCUUGCUCCGCCUGUUUCGGCGGUAUGCUUUUCGGUUUUGAUAUCGGUACCAUUGGUGGCGUCCUCACACUACCGGCAUUCGAGGAGAAGUACGGGUUGAAAAAGUUGAACGCUGUUGGCGUGGCGAACUUGUCUGCCAACAUUGCCUCAACUCUCCAAGCUGGAUGUUUCCUUGGUUGCUUCUUGGCCCAUUAUGUCGCCGACAAAUGGGGACGUAAAUUCGCUCUGCAGUUCAACGGUUUCAUCACGGUCAUUGGCUGUAUCAUUCAAGCCGCUGCCAUGGGUAGUCUCGCUGCCAUGUACAUUGGCCGUUUCGUCGCUGGCGUUGGUGUUGGCGGUGCCUCCAUGGUCGUCCCCCUCUACAUCUCUGAAAAUGCUCCUCGUGCCAUCCGCGGCGGUUUGACUGGUAUCUAUCAGCUCUUCAUUGCCACCGGUACCAUGUUGGCCUUCUGGGUUAACUACGGAUCCAUCAUGCACAUCAAGGGCCCUGCCACAUACAUUGUUCCCCUUGCCCUCCAGGCCUUGCCUGCUAUCCUGCUCAUGGGAUGCAUGGCCUUGAACAAGGAGUCCCCACGUUUCCUCGCAAAGGCCGACAAAUGGGAAGAGGCAACCGCUGUCCUUGCCCGCAUCCGAAAUCUCCCAAUUGACCACCCCUAUGUCCAGGCUGAGAUCAACGAUAUCUCGGUGCAGCUUGAGCACGAGCGCAUGCUCAUUGGUGGUGCCAAGACGAAGGAUCUCCUGCGGGAGAUGUUCACCAUUCCAGGAAACAGGAAACGAGCUUUCAUCUCCAUCGGACUCAUGAUCUGCCAGCAGAUGACCGGAACCAACGCCAUCAAUUACUACGCACCUCAGAUCUUCAAGAAUUUGGGUCUGCAAGGAAACACGACCAAGCUCUUUGCCACUGGUAUCUACGGAGUCGUCAAGAUGGUCACUUGCGCUGCUUUCCUCCUCUUCGCUGCCGAUUCGCUUGGCCGCCGUCGCUCGCUGCUUUGGACCUCCAUUGCUCAGGGUUCCGCCAUGAUGUACAUUGGUCUCUACGUCCGCAUCAGCCCACCUCUCCCAAAUCAGGAUGUGCCCCCGGCCGGAUACUUCGCCCUCGUCUGCAUCUUCUUGUUCGCCGGUUUCUUCCAGUUCGGUUGGGGACCCGUUUGCUGGAUUUACGUUAGUGAGAUCCCCACUGCGCGUCUCAGGUCCCUUAACGUCUCCAUCGCUGCUGCGACCCAAUGGCUCUUCAACUUCGUCGUUGCACGUGCCACUCCCAAUAUGAUGGCCACCGUCGGAUCCCACGGAUACGGUGCCUUCAUCAUCUACUCCUCCUUCUGCUACGCCAUGUUCUUCUUCGUCUGGUUCCUCAUCCCCGAGACCAAGGGUCUCUCCCUCGAGAAGAUGGACGACCUCUUCGGCGUCACGGAGCUGGUCAAGAACCUCGAGAACGACCGCGAGGCCCACGGCUCCGUCACCGAGGUCAACCUCGACGGCAAGGAGGUCGCCAGGGAGGAGCGCCAGGAAGUCGUUCCCGACAGCCCCAAGAGAUAA
This is a messenger RNA of Aaosphaeria arxii CBS 175.79, 1653 nucleotides long. Its product is annotated as general substrate transporter. Gene Ontology annotation, molecular function: carbohydrate:proton symporter activity. The record is from RefSeq and is a predicted model, not a curated record. NCBI's taxonomy places the organism in Eukaryota, Fungi, Ascomycota, Dothideomycetes, Pleosporales. Gene Ontology annotation, biological process: transmembrane transport; carbohydrate transport. The transcript has 4 exons. Bases 1 to 1653 code for a protein of 550 amino acids. Gene Ontology annotation, cellular component: membrane.